Messenger RNA from Lathyrus oleraceus (garden pea), 771 nucleotides. Its product is annotated as LOB domain-containing protein 12. The coding region runs from base 208 to 741 and encodes 177 amino acids. NCBI's taxonomy places the organism in Eukaryota, Viridiplantae, Streptophyta, Magnoliopsida, Fabales, Fabaceae. The record is from RefSeq and is a predicted model, not a curated record. The transcript has 2 exons.
AAAACAUCAACGUAAUGUUACUAUAUUAUUAUCAACUCAUACUUUACAAGAAGGACAUGUGCGUCUAGCUAAUAACAAUAAUAAUAAUAUUAUACUUUGGGAAAACAGCUUGAAAUCUUACUGGCCUUAUUAUAAAUACAAUUUUUAGGUUCAACAACAGCAUAGUCUUUGCUUCAUUUUGAUUUUGUUAGUAUUCAUAUCUUUCAAAUGGGAUCAGGUUCUUCACCUUGUGCUUGUUGCAAAUUGUUGAGAAGGCGUUGCACACAAGAAUGCAUCUUUGCGCCUUAUUUUCCUUCUGAUGACCUACGCAAGUUUGCCAUUGUUCAUAAGGUUUUCGGUGCUAGCAAUGUCACCAAAAUGCUCCAGGAGCUUCCUAUUGAUCAAAGAGCAGAAACAGUGAAUAGUUUAGUUUAUGAAGCAAAUGCAAGAGUGAGAGAUCCUGUUUAUGGAUGUGUUGGAGCCAUAUCAUAUCUUCAAUCACAAGUUUCACAAUUACAAAUGCAACUUGCAAUGGCUCAAGCAGAGAUUCUUUGCAUUCAGAUGCAGCAAGACUCAGCUACGGUUACCGACACAUUACCAGCAUAUAAUGACCAAGAUGAGAGAUUGAUGCUCCUAUCUGAAAACAGUAACUGCUAUGGAGAUCUUCCACAGUAUAUUAACUUUCCUUCUUCUUCUUCUUCCUCAUCUUCCAAUGUAUUCCAAGACUUUGAGCCUCUCAAAAGAGAGUCUUUUUGGGCUUAAAAUUGAUUGCUUAUUAAUCAUCAAUGAAAA